AAAAAAUUACCAGCUAUAAAAACCCCUCUCCUUUCUCUCUUCCGUUCUUAAUCCUGCACAUAGGCCCGAUGCUUCGAUUUCCACUUCCUCAAACCUUCACAACAGAAAAUACCUAAGAAAAAAGCGCGGGAAAAAGUGGCGAUGAUUAGCUUCUGCAAAAGUAGUUUCCAUUCGAUACUCGGCAUCCCCGAAUCCGACGAUCGCCGGAAUCCUCCUCAUCGGUGGAGCCACAUUUUCCCUCCACCCGACCACGGCGGGCUCCGCCUCCUUGCUACCGAUUCCCCCAAGCCUCCUCACGUGGUCGAAUACCCUGCUGUAAGGCUCGACACAUGCGGCGAGAAGUCGCCCGAUCCCGGUGCGUGGGGACUUCACGAGGCAUCGGCGGAUGCGAGGGGACUCGGCCUCUGCACCGAGAGCCUUGGAUCCGAGAGCUGCGACAGCGGGAUUGAAAUCAACGAAGGCGAUGAAUCGGCAGCGGAGAUCGAGAAACGGAAUUCACGGCGACCGUCCCGGAGGCGAAGGGCGGAGGUGCGGCUCCCUCCGCCGCUGCCAUGGAUGAUGGGGCGCGGAGGUCGGAGGACCCGAUUCUUGAAGGCUGAGCGAAGGGAUGGGCGAUUCGUACUCACUGAGAUCCAGAUCGAUACGCCGCCGGAGAUUCUCCGCGCUGUCCGCAGCGACGGCAGGCUUCGUCUGGAACUCGUCGAAACGGAGGCGGAAGGCGAAGGGGAGGCCAUCGAUUGUUCGGAAAGAGAAGAGCACUCACCGGAGACAGUGGAAGCCGCGGGAGACGAGGGAUCGGAGGAGAAUGGUGAACGGUGGGAGUUGCCGCUGGUGAGGACUGAAGCGCAAAGGUGCCUCGAGGCGGUCAGUAGUGACGGAGGUACUCCCAUUUGGUGGGAUCACCGCUUCGCCACGAGAGCGUGAGCGAGAAAGUAAAAGGCCGUUGAGAUGGACGUGAAGCGGUAACCUUACCUCCGGCUGGCACCAGCCUGGCUCGUUUACUGAUCGCCGUCGUUUCCAAAAAUAACAAACAUAAAACGGAUUUUUUUUUUCUUUUUUUUUUGUGCAAGAAGCGAGGAAGGGAUAAUAUCCGGAUUUUUUUUGUGUGCAGAAAAUAGCUUCUUUUUUCUU
This is a messenger RNA of Dendrobium catenatum, 1131 nucleotides long. RefSeq names its product protein FANTASTIC FOUR 1-like. The record is from RefSeq and is a predicted model, not a curated record. The transcript has a single exon. Bases 142 to 924 code for a protein of 260 amino acids. Lineage: Eukaryota; Viridiplantae; Streptophyta; Magnoliopsida; Asparagales; Orchidaceae.